Molecule: messenger RNA, 1157 nt
Organism: Nicotiana tabacum (common tobacco)
Lineage: Eukaryota; Viridiplantae; Streptophyta; Magnoliopsida; Solanales; Solanaceae
Product: putative calcium-binding protein CML16
Cellular component (GO): myosin II complex
Molecular function (GO): calcium ion binding
Source: RefSeq, a predicted model, not a curated record
CUUCCCCCACCGGUCAACCUUUUCCUCUCUCUUUCCUCCACUUGCUCUCUUUUCCCAGUUCCUCACAUGGUUUGUCUUUACAUCACUAAAUCCAAAAACAAACAAAUACUAACACAACUUGACACAUCUUGCUUUCCUCUCUCUCUUUAAUUUCUCACACACCAUAGAUAUAUUCUUCUGAAUACUAAGCUCUCAAUAUAUAUCAUUCUUCUGAAUAAUACAUGAGAUAUUAUUACGAGCUCAAUAUAUACGCAUAAUCAUGGCUACUCUUCAAUCAGAUCAACACAAACAGCUAAAGGAAAUAUUCACGCGAUUUGAUCUUGAUCGUGAUGGCAGCCUCACUCAGCUAGAGUUAGCCGCUCUCCUCCGUUCACUAGGCCUCAAACCCACAGGAGAUCAAAUCCACAUAUUGUUAGCCAACAUGGACAACAAUGGCAACGGAUUCAUUGAAUUCGACGAACUCGUAAAUGCCAUAUUACCCGACAUGAAUGCAGAAAUCUUGAUAAAUCAAGAACAACUCAUGGAGGUUUUCCGAUCGUUUGAUCGCGACGGUAACGGCUACAUCACGGCGGCUGAGCUGGCUGGAUCAAUGGCUAAAAUGGGACGUCCGUUAACGUAUAAAGAGUUGUCUGACAUGAUGCAAGAAGCUGACACGAAUGGUGAUGGUGUUAUUAGUUUUAAUGAGUUUGCUAAUAUUAUGGGAAGAUCUGCAGCUGAUGUUCUUGGCUUAACUGUCUCCUAAUUAAAUGGUCGUUUAUUUAAUUACCGGUAUAUUAGAGCGGUUUUCCGGUAUGUUAAUUAUAAGGUGGUUUUUUUGGUCAUUUUCAUCUGACGUGGUAUCAUUAAUUAACGUUAACAGUUGUCGUUGGUUGAUCGACCGUUUGUAGAAGAUGAUUUUGAUGGUUUUAGAUUCGGUCCAAUUGUUGACCUUUGUGGUGGUGUUAUUGUAUUUUGUGCAUUGAUUUUUUCUUUGCGCCUUCUUCUUUGUUUCUUUUAGCUUUUGUGUAUUUUUGAGGUCAGAUUAUUGGACCCUUUAAUUAUGUGUAAUGACCAAAUAUUGUAGACAAGAAUUUGACAAUGUCAAAGUAUUUUGAGGUUAUGGGAGCCUCAAUUAAUGUAUAUGAUUCAAGAAGAUUCCCCCAAAUUUAUCUUUUUAA